GGCCGUGGUGGCUGCCUGCGUGUGCUGGUGCAAGCUUGGUGCCUGCCGGGAGGUGCCUGCAGUGCCACCAAGGCUAAUAUUGGUAAGAAACCGGCCCACCACUUGUCCAGCCAGAGCAAUGGCAACCCUCCGAUCCGGCAAGCAGGUUGGCGGCAGCAAUGGCGGUGGCAGCGGCAGCAGUGGUGAGGUGGACGGCAGGGACAGAGGGGCAGUACAGGCUGCGGACAUCAAAGAGAAGAGGAACGCGCGGACAAGCAAGGUGGUAUUCGGUAGUCUGAUCCUGGACCUGCUCGGCUUCACGGUGGUGGUGCCUCUGUCUCCUGCUCUCCUCGACUGUUACUCAAAGCACGACUCCAGCGGCUUGUAUUCCUCUCUGCUCUCCUGUGUUACUUAUUACCAGCAUAUCAUCAGCGUUCCUGCGAGGUUCCACUCUGUCUUGUUUUGGUGCCUGGAGUUAACGCUGAUCUUCGCGACCCACCACAAGCAUAGUUACGACUCGUUGGCGCAGGACCGCAAGUUUUCCUUCCUGGGCCUGGUCAUGGCAAUUACACAGAGAGGGUUUAUGCGAAGUGUUAAGACUGGAACUGAAAAAGCAACUGCCAAUUAGGCACACACCUACAUUGUGAUGCAGCUCCUUGGAGGUGGAGAGCUGGCUGCCUCGGAGGAUCAGGAAACACGAGAGGUUCACAGAGGCUCGCCUCGGGCUUCGGUCGUCGUGAGGAACCUGGUGUCAGCAGUUCACUACGUGCACAGGAAAAGCAUCAGUGUUCACGGAGACCUAAAGCCAGACAGGGGUGAAAAGGGUUGGUGUUGAGGAUAGACAGAAAAGAAAAGAAAGGAAAGGUAAAAAAAGGAAGUUUUUUUGCAUUGAUUUUCCAUCUGCUUAUUUUAAAGAAUUUAUUGCAUGGAAUAUUAUUGAUCUCCAUCAUUUGUAUGGCCUUUAUAAUAAAAAGUAUGAAUUUA
This is a messenger RNA of Scylla paramamosain (green mud crab), 963 nucleotides long. RefSeq lists its product as uncharacterized. The record is from RefSeq and is a predicted model, not a curated record. The coding region runs from base 119 to 607 and encodes 162 amino acids. The transcript is spliced from 5 exons. Lineage: Eukaryota; Metazoa; Arthropoda; Malacostraca; Decapoda; Portunidae.